Aegilops tauschii subsp. strangulata is the source of this 1279-nucleotide messenger RNA. RefSeq lists its product as uncharacterized. The record is from RefSeq and is a predicted model, not a curated record. NCBI's taxonomy places the organism in Eukaryota, Viridiplantae, Streptophyta, Magnoliopsida, Poales, Poaceae.
CUCGUCCAGCGCAAGAAACCGCCAUGCCCAAGCUCCACCGUAUAAAAACUAGGGCUCCGUUCCUUCCUUCGUUCACCAACAGCAAGCAACCAAACAAAGCCUUGGGUUGAUUGAAGCAAAAGUCAGAGAGCCAGAAGCAAAGUCAGACAGCUUUCAAGAAACACAGUCGUUGGGGAAUCAUCGAGCAUGGACAAGGUGCUGGCCUUCUCGAUCCUGAGCGCGUCGCCGGCCGACAUCACCCCCGGCGCCGGAGCCGGCAGCACCUGGGCUCGGCUCUCCUGGCGGGGGAGGAAGCUGCAGAAGGACGACCAGGCUGGAGCUGGGCAACAGAGAAAACAGGGCGGUCUGCAGGGGGAAACAGAGCAUCAGCCGGGCAAGAGGAAAUCACAGUCGCCCUCGCCGCCGCGGCUGCGGUUCGCGCCAGAGUUCGACGGGAUUGACUGCUUCGAGACCAUCGUGUGCCAUUGAUCGGUGCAUCGCGAGCCACGGGUGUGACUAUUAAUUCUUUAUUGGUUUGAUCGCCAGAUGAUCGGUGUGUCCACUCCAUACGUUGUUGACUUGUGCUUAUAACUGAAGCCACAGGUUGUACAGAAUACAGAGUAAAUUGUAGAGACUUCAUAUGGGAGCUAUUUGUCCGUGAUUCUUUGGAUAAAGUUUUGCCGUCUGCAUAGCUAAGGAAGAAAUCACUGCCAGCGUAGUUAAGGUCAAACGUGGUAGGGAUGUUCAAACAAACAAAUCCAGAACUGUACACGUGUCAAUUGCAAGUCCCUCGCACAAUUAGCCGAUCGCCUUUUAUCCAAACUUGAAGUUGGUCAUGAACGACGUGUACAAGCAGGCUGUUCAUAUCUGCUGGUCCGACUGAUUGGUCACGAGUAUUUUUGUACAUCGCGUUGGCCAGCCAGACUAAGACUGCAACCGUGCAACGGACAAGGAGAAGCUGCUGAAGGAACUAGAUCUCCGGCUGAAACAAUUUUCCUAAUGUCUUCCAAUCCCAUGAUCUAUGCAUGCACCCUUUCGAAGGGAUACCCCUUGCCAUUCAAUACCCGUCUUUGUAUCGUAUUGUUCAACGACGUGAGGUGUUCGUUGCAACGGUAUUUCAAUCUAUCCCCUUAAUAUUUAGUUCAGAAGAGCGUUAGUGGGCAAUCGUUGGGAAGAAUGGCUCCGUCUAGUAAGUAGACUGACGGAGGUUUAGCUUUCUCAACAACCCGAUGAAUUACGCUGGAAGCUUACUAGGUCUGGAAUAUUUUCAGUUAAAACAAUGUAUGUUGAUGUUAUCAAU